Messenger RNA from Raphanus sativus (radish), 1443 nucleotides. Its product is annotated as peroxisome biogenesis protein 16. The transcript is spliced from 7 exons. Bases 172 to 1299 code for a protein of 375 amino acids. Gene Ontology annotation, biological process: peroxisome organization. NCBI's taxonomy places the organism in Eukaryota, Viridiplantae, Streptophyta, Magnoliopsida, Brassicales, Brassicaceae. The record is from RefSeq and is a predicted model, not a curated record. Gene Ontology annotation, cellular component: peroxisomal membrane.
ACCGUUGAUUUAACGAACUGUGAAUAUCGACGGACAACAUUUGGUCCUAGUCUCCGGCAGCAAACCAAAGAACCGAAACCAAAACGAGAGAAUGGGAUGGGAUGAUUUUGUUUCCGAUUGAUUCUCUUCUUGUGUGAAAUCAUUCAAAUUGAUUAGUGAAAAAGGUGUUCAAUGGAAGCUUAUAAGCAAUGGGUAUGGAGGAACAGAGAGUAUGUACAUUCCUUAGGAUCUCUUGCCAACGGGUUGACAUGGCUGCUACCUGAGAAGUUUUCUGCUUCAGAGAUUGGACCCGAAGCAGGUUUUUCUAUGCUUCUUUUUUUUGUUACGGCGAUUCUAGGAAUAUUCACAACCAUCAAUGAACACAUCAUUGAAACUCUUCCAACCACCCCUCCUCCUCAUCUUGGACCAUCAUCCCUUUCUUAUCCCCUACUCAUCUCCAUCCUCAAGGACUUGGAAACCGUUGUUGAAGUGGCUGCUGAGCACUUCUAUGGAGAAGACAGAAAAUGGAACUUCAUUAUCCUCACUGAAGCUAUCAAGGCUCUCAUUAGGUUAGCCUUGUUUCGGAAUACUGGAUAUAAGAUGCUUCUCCAUGGUGGGGAAACACCUAAUGAUGAUGAUGACAAAGAUCCUAACCAACCAGAGCUGCAAAAUAGAGAUAGGAACCAUCGUUUUGGAAACCAAAAUCCAUGGAACUCGGAAAGACGGGCAAUGUCAGCUUUGAGUUCAUUCGGUCAGAAUGCAAGAACAGGAACAGGAACAACAACAACAACAGCAUCUUCUUCCAACUCGGGCUGGUCUCGAAGGAUUCAACACCAGCAAGCAGUUAUAGAGCCACCUGUGGUGAUGGUCAAGGAGAAACGAACAACAAUCUCCGAGCUAUUAUCUGAGAAGGGUGUUAAGGGAGCGUUGUUUGUAAUGGGUGAGGUUCUUUACAUUACGAGACCGCUCAUCUACGUUCUCUUUAUAAGAAGAUAUGGGAUCAGUUCUUGGAUUCCUUGGGCUAUAUCACUCUCUGUGGACACACUGGGGAUGGGGAUUCUUUCAAAUCUGAAGCUGUGGGGAGAGGAGAGCAAGCAAAUCCAUUUCUCUCAACCUGAAAGAGACGAGCUUAGGAGAAGGAAGCUGCUAUGGGCAUUGUACCUCUUGAGAGAUCCAUUCUUCACCAAGUACACAAGGCAGAAGCUGGAAAGCUCUCAGAAGAAGGUGGAACCAGUUCCAUUGAUAGGCUUCUUUACAGAGAAAAUUGUGGAGCUUUUGGUGGGAGCUCAGACACGGUACACUUACAUAUCGGGAUCUUGAGUUCAACCCUUUUGUUGGAGUGUCCUUUGGAAGGCUCAUGCAGAGAUUAGUAGGGAAUGUUUCAGGCUUUUGUAAGAAAGUGCGUUUAUUGUUGCAGUUAGGACAUACAGUCACAUAAUAAAGAUAGAUGAUGAGUUUUGUUUA